Messenger RNA from Miscanthus lutarioriparius, 1794 nucleotides. The record is from the annotation of a GenBank genome assembly. NCBI's taxonomy places the organism in Eukaryota, Viridiplantae, Streptophyta, Magnoliopsida, Poales, Poaceae.
AUGGCCGUUCUUGCGUGUCGCAGCCUCGACGCCUUCUUGAUGACCUUCUUUGUCGCUGCGAGAAACGGCGGCGUCGGAAACCGAAGGAAGGUGCGCGUCGGUGACGGAGUCGUGGCCGCGGCCAAGGGCGCUGCAGGCGUGGACGUCGAGGAUGGAGUCGAGGUCGGAGCUGAUGCAGGGACGCGACCCGAGGGCGCUGCCGGCGUGGGCGGCGCAGCUGCUGUCGUGACCGUCGUCGUCGGGGCGGAGGAGGAACUGGUAUUGUUUCUGACGGAAUUCAUUAAGGAUCACUGUUCUGGUGAUGGCAUAAACUCUGAUAAGAAAUUCAAGAAAAGAAGGCGUGUAAAAGAAGAUGAAAAUUUGUCUACUGGUAAACCUUCAAAGAAAAAGAAACGAGAAGGUGAAGAGGAAGCAGACGAGAGCAAGGGUGUGGAGGAUAGAGGAAAACAUUCUGACUGUGAUUUGAUGGACAACAAAUAUUCAUGUGCUGAUAGUAAGAAUGGAUUCCCAAAUGAACAGACCAACUUUGAGCCUUCUGAGAGGAUAAAUGACUCUGUGUCAGAGAAUUUAGAUGGAGCAUCACUCAGUGAAGAGCCAAUUCCUACAGAUGAACAAGUAAUAAUAACCACACCACCUACAAAGUUUGUUACAGCUGCUGCGGGUGACAGUACUGACGUGAAGGCUUUAAAAAGGAAAAUGUCUUAUAUGACCAAGAAAAAGAAACUCCUAAGGAAGAUUGCAAAGUCAAAUUAUGUGGUUAGAGUAAAAGAGCUUGUACAAAUCAAGAACAUUCAAAUGUAUGAAAAAAUUCAAGUGCAUGGCCUGGAAAGUAAACAGGAGUCUAAAGGAGACACAAAACCUCGAAAACAGGCAAUCAAACCAAGUAAGGAUGAGCUGAGGGAAGCUGUCUUUCUUAUCUUGGAUACCGCGGACUUUGCCACGGAGCUCUUUAGGCUAGCAGACGAAGCAGAGAAGAAGGAAUUGGAAGAGCCGGAAGUAGCUGAGGCGAAGGCUAGAGCUGAGCAAGCUGCCACAGAGAUGGCACAAGUUCAAACAGUUGAAUCGGGUACCAACAAGCAAAAUGUACUUCAAGCUGGUCGAGAUAGCAACACUAAAGACAGUCUAAUGAAUGCAAAUGACAGUACUAACAAAAUAAGUAUCGAUGGUGGGGCUUCUGUGGAGUCUGCUUUCAAGAGAAACAGGCAUUAUGCUGCUGAAGGUUCAGAAGGCCACAAAGCUGACACUGAUACAACGAAUAAAAACAUAACUAAGGAUGGCAAUGGUGAAAAGGUUGCACUUGCACCCAUUGCAAACAGUUAUUGUACCUCACAACUACAAGAUUCAAGCAAUGUCGAAGUUAAGAUGAUGAAGAACAAUGUUGAAACCCUAGAAGGAAAUGGAGAAAACAAUGACACUGAAGAUGGUGGAAAUGAAGGAAGCAGGAGUGGGAAUGUUGGUAGCAAUGCAGAAGCUGAAGAGUCUUACAAUCAUGGAAAUAAUGAGUGCGUAGAACACACUGGAGAUGACAAAGCUCACGAAGCUAACCAUAAUGAGAACAGUGCAAAUGUAGAAAUCCAUGGUGAUGGAGACGGCGAAGCAAAAGAAGGCGAUAUAAAUGUGGAACAGAGUCAAGCAGACGGUGUCAGCAAUAGUAAAGCUGAAGAUGCUGAGCACAAUGAAAACACCAAAGUUGAUGAUGCCAAUUCAAGCGAGAAUGGUACUGCCGAGAAUGGAAAGACUGAUGUUGAUGUGAAAGGCAACAGCGAUGGCACAGCUGAAGGAGGCCCAGCGUGA